Trypanosoma cruzi is the source of this 2298-nucleotide messenger RNA. Its product is annotated as gamma-tubulin complex subunit, putative. Gene Ontology annotation, molecular function: gamma-tubulin binding; microtubule minus-end binding. Lineage: Eukaryota; Euglenozoa; Kinetoplastea; Trypanosomatida; Trypanosomatidae. The record is from RefSeq and is a predicted model, not a curated record. The coding region runs from base 1 to 2298 and encodes 765 amino acids. Gene Ontology annotation, cellular component: equatorial microtubule organizing center; centrosome; gamma-tubulin small complex. The transcript has a single exon. Gene Ontology annotation, biological process: mitotic cell cycle; meiotic cell cycle; microtubule nucleation.
AUGGCCACGCAUCUGUGGGCGAAUUUUGUGACUUCUUUGGAGUCCCGAGAUGUUUCCUUUCAGCAGGUGCAGCAUGCAACCGAUCGGCGUGCUGUUAUUCUCGAGGCUGGCUUCAAUGACCCUAUCACUAUUGCCGUCUUGGAGACGGAGUGGAUGAAGCGCUGCAAAACAAGUGGCCCUUCCUCUACUGCAAAGGAAGCUGUGGGAGUUCCAGCCACUGUCGCGGCUCCCCCCGCACCGUUAUGUGCUCAGUUUGCGGAUUAUACGAAACUGGAGGACGUGCCAGAGGAGAUCCAGGACCGUGUUGUAGCAGCAGAUGUGCUUGCCGCGGUUAUCGGCUAUGGUGGCUCACUUCUUCAGGCUUCGCGAGACGGUUUUAUUGUUUCGCGUUACGUACCCGUUUCUAUGCGUAGCUUGUGCAAGACUAUAGUCCCCGUUGCGGAUUCUUUUGUUGCUCUCCGCAAGGUGGAACGGGCAGAGUACAUGGGCAAAAGUUUAGUGGCAAUGGCUCUCGGGGAGGUCGUCUCGGAAAUCUGCACCAGCUUUGCCCAUGAGAUUGCAAACUUGCAGCGUUGGGCACAGGGCAGGGCGAUGCCGCUUAUGGGCGUCGUUUCUGAGGUACUGCGAGCAGGGCAUCACAUUGUGCGAUUGCGUCAAGUACUGCCCACCGACACCAUAAUGGACGAGGAAGGGACCCUUUCAAUGGUAGGAUGGCGACUAUUAAACCACAUCCAUGAACAAUCUGAGAAGUAUUCGGGGAGUAGAGAAGAUGAUGAGUUACUUCUUUUGCUGCUUCGUCGGGCAUCGGUGCCUUAUCUGCGGUUAUUGCACCGAUGGAUGCAUGAGGGAUUGUUAGAGGAUCCGUACGGUGAAUUUUUUAUCUCAGAGGCCCGACCGCCGGCUGGCAAGGCAUCGGUAUCGGCAACAUUGAAUGAAAAUACAACAACCGGUAUGAGGAAUGUGGUAAGUCGCAUUUUUCCCAACACCGCCGCCGCGGAUGAUUACGGCGAGGCGACAUUAGAGGAGGCAAACGCGUUUGAGCGGCGAUUUUCCAUGAAUAAAAACAUGAUUCCGAAUUUCCUUUUGAAAACCUCCAAGAUUGCGAAGAUGGUCUUUUACGCCGGAAAGUAUUGUUGUCUGUUGCGCGAGUACAACGGGACGCUUCCUGCGUUUGGGGAUUUGGCAGAGCACAUGCUUGUCUGGACGGAUGCCGACAAGCUGCACCGAAAAAUUGAGGAAUCAUACGAAAUUGCCAGCGGCGAGGUGCUGCAACUUUUCCUGGGACCCCAAGUUGACCUCCUCGGUCACCUCAUCUCACUGAAGUGUUACUUUCUCCACCAGCGUGGUGAUUGGCUGGUUGACUUUCUUGACAGCUCGGAGGAACUCCUUGUAAAAUCACCGGUACACGUGAAGGCACACUCAGUGCGUGUUUUACUUCAGGCAGCGAUUGCCCGAUGUUGCGAGACGGAUCCGUAUCACAGCACCAUUGGUUGCAGCUUUUCUGAUGGUACAAUUGAACAGUACGUCAACGGUUCUUUUGAGCCUGCGACAGACGAAGCAGCUCCUCGCGGCUCGUGUGGUAGAAAAAGUGCUAUGCGAAUAGAAACACAUCGUUGCAUUGAGCUGCUUCAGCUAGAGGCCGAUCUCAAAUGGCCCCUCACAAUGGUUCUGGACUCUGUUGUUUUGAGACGCUUGAAUGGUAUAUUCCGUCUCUUUACAUGGUUGAAAAUAUGCGAACGUAACCUUACCACGGCAUGGACGGAUGUGGACGUCCCCCAUCAGCCUCCCCAAGCUUAUGGUAUCAAACAUCAGCUCAUUCAGUUUAUCCGUCAGUAUCAGUUCUACGCCGCACACUUUGUUGUGGAGCCGCUAUGGGGUCGCAUGAUGGGUCGUAUAGGGCAGGCAGACAGCGUUUUUGCCGUAAACAAUGCUCUGCAGGACUUUUUUGAGGGGGUUGAACUUGGUCUUGUGCUUGCCAGCUCCCAACGUUUUAGAAGCCUGUCGCGCAUUUUGGAAAUUGCAACCAGUUUUAGUGAGAUGGGUCGACGAGAGUUCUCGAUGCGCCUGCGAGCGGAGGAGUUGGGGGAAGCAUUGCAAAGCACAGAAGAGAGGUUUUUGAAGGCUCUUUCCGAACUUGCUUCGCCGGUAGGCCCUGACUACCCACAACUCAUUCCACUGUUGACAUGGAUCGACUUUAGCGGAUUUUACAACCGCAAUGGUGUGUACCGAGUUCUCUACUCUGCUGGAAUAUCGACAGAAACAGUAACCUCCGCAGGUGCAGAUAGACGUCGACAUUAA